Molecule: messenger RNA, 2064 nt
Organism: Chanos chanos (milkfish)
Lineage: Eukaryota; Metazoa; Chordata; Actinopteri; Gonorynchiformes; Chanidae
Gene: pak2a
Product: p21 protein (Cdc42/Rac)-activated kinase 2a
Exons: 14
Coding region: 198-1766 (522 amino acids)
Biological process (GO): protein phosphorylation
Molecular function (GO): protein serine/threonine kinase activity; ATP binding
Source: RefSeq, a predicted model, not a curated record
AUCGGUCCUUUAGUCGGAAAAAAUAAAAGUGUCUGGGUCGGUAUACUUGAAGUGUCGGGUCUGUGAAAAUUGCGACAAAAUCAAAUAGCUGCUCAUAGAAAGAAGAGCUAACUUUGAAGAGUUUUGCGGGAGUUUCACCGUUCUUUGCCUGGUUGAUCUCUGAAGCCCUGUGACUUCCUUACCUGUGCUUCCCUGUCAUGUCUGAUAACGGAGAGCUGGAGGACAAGCCACCCGCCCCCCCGGUCAGAAUGAGCAGUACCAUCUUCAGUACAGGAGCCAAGGACAACCUGUCAGGCAACCACAGCACCAAGCCCCUGCCCUCCGUGCCCGAGGAGAGGAAACCCCGCAACAAGAUCAUCUCCAUAUUCUCUGCAGAGAAAGGGAAACGGCACAAGGACAAGGAGCGCCCAGAGAUCUCGCCUCCCUCAGACUUUGAACACACUAUUCAUGUUGGUUUUGAUGCAGUCACAGGGGAAUUCACGGGCAUGCCCGAGCAGUGGGCCCGCCUGCUCCAGACCUCCAACAUCACCAAGUCCGAACAGAAGAAGAACCCCCAGGCUGUGCUGGACGUGCUCAAGUUCUACGACUCCACGGGCAACGGCAGGCAGAAAUACCUCAGCUUCUCCUCCUCAGAUAAAGAUGCAGCGCCUAUAAAGAAGGGCACGGAGCCUUCACCUCCGCACGCCAAGGACCAUGAUGAUGACGAUGACGACGAAUCCCCGCCCCCAGUUGUAGCGCCACGUCCUGAGCACACCAAAUCUGUGUACACCCGCUCCGUCAUCGACCCCAUUCCUGCACCUGCAGCCAGCGGCGACGCCGCAGACUCGGCCUCCAAAGCUGCAGACCGACAGAAGAAGGGCAAGGGCAAGAUGACUGAUGAGGAAAUCAUGGAGAAACUGAGAACCAUAGUCAGCAUUGGCGAUCCCAAGAAGAAAUACACGCGAUACGAGAAAAUCGGACAGGGAGCGUCUGGUACCGUGUACACAGCCAUUGAUGUUGCUACAGGCCAAGAGGUGGCCAUCAAACAGAUUAACCUGCAGAAACAGCCCAAGAAGGAGUUGAUCAUUAACGAGAUUCUGGUGAUGAAGGAGCUUAAGAAUCCUAACAUCGUCAACUUCCUUGACAGUUUCCUCGUCGGGGAGGAGCUGUUUGUGGUGAUGGAGUAUCUGGCUGGAGGCUCGCUGACCGACGUGGUGACAGAGACCUGUAUGGACGAAGCUCAGAUCGCAGCAGUCUGCAGAGAGUGUUUACAAGCGCUGGAGUUCCUGCACGCCAACCAGGUCAUCCAUCGAGACAUCAAGAGCGACAACGUGCUCCUGGGAAUGGAUGGCUCUGUUAAACUCACCGACUUUGGCUUCUGUGCCCAGAUCACCCCUGAGCAGAGCAAGCGCAGCACCAUGGUAGGGACACCGUACUGGAUGGCCCCCGAGGUGGUGACGCGUAAGGCCUACGGACCUAAAGUGGAUAUCUGGUCCUUAGGAAUCAUGGCCAUUGAGAUGGUGGAGGGUGAACCUCCUUACCUCAAUGAGAAUCCCCUGAGGGCGUUGUAUUUAAUUGCCACCAAUGGCACUCCAGAACUGCAGAACCCAGAGAAACUGUCACCCAUUUUCCGUGACUUCCUGAACCGUUGCCUUGAGAUGGAUGUUGAGAAGCGAGGAGGAGGAAGAGAACUGUUACAGCAUCCUUUCCUGAAGCUGGCAAAGCCCCUGUCAAGCCUCACCCCACUCAUCCUUGCCGCCAAGGAGGCCAUGAAGAGUAACCGCUAGCCUGGAAUCUCUCUGAGAAAAUGUGCCAAUGUCCAAACUUCUUUACCCCAUCUAUCCCUCUGAGAACAGUUUCUCUACCCCCCCCGCCCACCCCGCGUGGAGAUCUUCUCUCGCCCUUUCUUUAAGGACCCGUUCUACUCGGCCCAAAGGACAUUCGCCAGGUUCCCUUUGGACCACGGACUCGCACAAUCACCGACUGCCAUGCCUUUCCCUCACCAAACUCUCUGCUUUUCUCAGACAAACAUCCGAGAUCCCAGCCGAGAACGAGCCGUCACAGGCGGGCCAAAAUACCACAGAA